AUGCCCUCCACAACAUCCCCGCCACCAUCAAACACCUCCUCUCCCUCCUCGCCCAACACCCUCACGCCCGAAACCCUCGAAAGCGACCUCCUCACACACCUCGCCUCCACCACCGCCCUCGAAGACCUCCACGCAACGCUCCUCUCCUCCCUCCAACGCCUCGGCUGGACCGAAAAGAUCCGAAAACUCUCCCUCGAGCUCCUCCGCGCCGGCCGCUGUGAGCGCUUCGACGACGUCGUCGAGGCAGUCGUCGCCUCCGCCGCGGGGAUAAAGCCGCCCUCGGCAGCGUCGCAGAACGGGAAUGGAAACAGCAAUAACAGCGAGGACGACUGGGCCGAGCUAGACGAGGUGGACGUGCGGAUUCCCAAGGCGGUGGUGGAGCAGGGGGUGCGGGCCAUCAAGGAGGUGUUGAGGGAGGUGAUUGUGAUAGAGGAUGAUCCGGACUUGAACGCCUUGCAUCAGAGCGAGCAUGUGUCGGAGAGCAAGGGGAGCUUAGAGGCCGAGGGGGAGAAGGAGAAAGCCAAGAUCUCCAAGGCCGGGGAGUCGUCGGUAAAGAAUGGUGAUACAAGUCCCACCAAGAAGACGGAGAAGAAGCCCAAAACGGGGAAACAGGUCAAAUGA
Molecule: messenger RNA, 621 nt
Organism: Aspergillus lentulus
Lineage: Eukaryota; Fungi; Ascomycota; Eurotiomycetes; Eurotiales; Aspergillaceae
Source: RefSeq, a predicted model, not a curated record